Molecule: messenger RNA, 1778 nt
Organism: Gadus macrocephalus (Pacific cod)
Lineage: Eukaryota; Metazoa; Chordata; Actinopteri; Gadiformes; Gadidae
Exons: 10
Coding region: 345-1778 (477 amino acids)
Source: RefSeq, a predicted model, not a curated record
CCUCCCCUCCCCUCCCUCCAGGUGUGACAUCACGGCGGUGCUGCUGUAUGUGGAGCAGUUGAUGUCCAGCGUGAGUGAGUCCCCAGAGGCGAUGGGCCGCCCCCUCACGUCCCCAGCAGCUGCCUCGGGCCUCCGGGACGCCGACUGGUCCUCGAGGAUCCAUCACCUGUGCGACCAGCUCCUCACCGUCAUGGUGGUUAGCAGCGCCCCCCUCCCUCUGCUGUGUGGGAACUUUAUGAGUGAAUCCGUGAAGAACUCCGAAGCGACCAACCCACAUGGCUUCAUCAGGGUACACUGGCUCCAUGCCCUACACCCUGAUCUGUACCCAGAGCAGUCAUUAAGUGAUGAGCUGGUGGCCGGCAGCCAGUGCCUGUCAGCUGAGGCUGCUGACCUCUGACCCCGGAUACAGUCCCAGGCUGCUGCUGCGAAUGCUGCUGCAGGGAGACUGUCACCUGCCCAGGAUGCUCCUUGGCCACGCCCAUUUAUGCGGGGAGGGCAGCUCACGCGUCUCUCCGGAGGACUCCGAGGCAGGGAGUGACUUUGCUGUGGCGCUCUUCAACCUGCUCUCGGCUCUGAGCGCCGUCCCGGAGGCCCUGACUCAGGCGCUGGAACCCUACCUCGACGGAGGACAGGUCUGGGAGCAUCUCUACUCCCUGCCAGACCCCCCGCCCAGCGCCCCUCCCCUGGUGGGCUGUGUCCGGGCGGUGGUCUCCGGGCCGGCCCACUGCCUGCUGGGCCGCCUGGUGUCUAUGGUGGUGGGCUGGCAGGCGGUGGAGGACCCCGGCAGGGGGCCCUCGGGCCGGCCCCCCCCGCAGAGCGUCCUGUCCAGGGUCCCCAGGGAGUGGAACUACCAACCCCGGGAGGCCCGCAGGAAGGAGCCCGCCGCCAGGAGCGCCGGCCCCCUGGCCGUGCAGGCCCUCUCCCUGGUGUUCACCAACCUGCCCCUGGCCGUGGCCUCGCUGCCCCUCCCUGUACGGUUCCUGUUCCAGGCGGCCGAGAAGCGGCUCUCCCAGCACGCCCGGCAGCUGCGCGCCACGGGCCUGCUGCUGUGGGCGCUGCUGGGCUGCCUGGUGGCGGGCCUGGAGGACCAGGACGCCGCCGAGCAGCUGAGCGGCGUGGCCCUCGGCCGAGGGGCCCGAGACUGCCUGGCCCUGCUUGCUGAGUGCCUGCAGGCCACCAUGGGCAUCCAGCUCAAGGGCGUGCCCAAACCCGCGGUGCUCAAGGUGCUGCAGGCCCUCGAGGACCACAGGCCCAACUGGACGACGCUCAUGCUGCAGAAGGCGCGCAGGCUGAGCUCUGACAGUGCGUUUGAGCAGAGGAGGUGGGAGAGCGCCAGGGCCCAGGAGAGAGGAGGAGGAGGAGGAGGAGGAGGAGGAGGAGGAGGAGGAGGAGGAGGAGGAGGCGUGGCAGCGGCGACGGCGGUGGCGGCCGAACUGACUGAGCAGAAAAUAGGGCUGAUGCUGCUGGAAGUGUGCCACGGAGCAGGUGGCAGCCCCUACCUGAGGCAGAUCCAUCACAUCAUCCGGGGCAAUGAGGAACUGUUGAUGUCCAGGCUGGCCGGAACCACGGACGCCGCUCACAGGGUGAACUUCCACCCCGGCUCUGAAGGCGACGUGCCUCCGAGCCCUUUCAACCCUCUGGUCCAGUUUGACCACAUCGGAAGGGAGAGGCUGGAGCAGAGGGCUGUGGCUGACUGGACGUGGGACUGGCCGAGGCUGCUGCCAGCCUAUCAGCCUCUGAGUCGGGUCACCUUCACCACCCUGCUGGCCAACAGGUAG